Stegodyphus dumicola is the source of this 3917-nucleotide messenger RNA. RefSeq names its product N-alpha-acetyltransferase 20 A (gene Naa20A). NCBI's taxonomy places the organism in Eukaryota, Metazoa, Arthropoda, Arachnida, Araneae, Eresidae. Gene Ontology annotation, cellular component: NatB complex. Gene Ontology annotation, molecular function: protein-N-terminal amino-acid acetyltransferase activity. The record is from RefSeq and is a predicted model, not a curated record. Gene Ontology annotation, biological process: N-terminal peptidyl-methionine acetylation.
GUAUUCAUUCUUAUGUAAACAAAUAACUUCAGCGUGUAGUUUUAGCAGAGCAAUAGACUACCGGAACGUUUUUAAUUGGCAUCAUGACCACAAUAAGGCCCUUUACAUGCGAAGAUAUGUUUAGAUUUAAUAACGUAAAUUUGGAUCCAUUGACUGAGACUUAUGGUCUUUCAUUUUAUCUCCAAUACCUAGCACACUGGCCAGAAUAUUUUCAAGUUGCCGAAGCUCCAAAUGGUGAUAUUAUGGGUUACAUUAUGGGUAAAGCUGAAGGACAUGGAGAAAACUGGCAUGGUCACGUAACCGCAUUAACUGUUGCUCCUGAGUACAGGCGACUUGGUUUAGCAGCUACACUUAUGGCUGGACUUGAAGAUAUAUCAGAAAAGAAAAGAGCAUACUUUGUUGAUCUGUUUGUACGAGUUUCAAAUAAAGUUGCAGUGGAUAUGUACAAACAACUUGGGUAUAGUGUAUAUAGGCGUGUUCUUGAGUAUUAUUCUGGAGAUCCUGAUGAAGAUGCAUUCGAUAUGCGGAAGGCAUUAUCCAGAGAUGUAAGCAAGAAAUCUGUUAUCCCUUUGACUCAUCCUGUACGUCCGGAAGAUAUAGAAUAGCAUUAUAACUGUCACCAAAAGAAUUACUGCUGUGAAGAGAAUCUCACUGUCAUAUGUAGCAGAACAAUAGUUUUGGGAACAUUUCAGCAUGGGGAAGAAAAAAAAAAAAAAAAAAAAAGACUGCUUGAGAAUUAAACAUUUAUAUUCAACUUUUUCAUAUUCAAAUACUAUUAAACUUGUUCAUACUCAAAUACAUGAUGUUGUUCCUUCUGCCACUGAAAAGAAUGUGCUUGAUGCACUGAAAAGUUUUUCAGUACAGGUUAUCAUACUUAUGAAAUCUUGAAGUAUUUUCAUAAUCUUCAAAGACUAUAUCUGAAUUUCUCUUCUUAGUAUGCUUAAAUCAUCUAUUCCACAUUUAGCAUUUAUAUUUACACAACUAAACUAAUGUUGUGUACUGAAAACAAUAACCAUCAACUUUUAAGAACCUUCAGUUGAACACAUAUUUUAGGUUUAUUAAAAAUUGCUCAUUGAUUAGAAUAAAAAAUUAUUUAACCCUCUAAGUAGCACGACCACUUUUUUUUUUUUUUUUUUUUGGUCAUUUGGUCAUCAAUUUAUAAACAACAGUAUUUUACUUUUAACUUAUAAACAGCAGUAUUUUGCUUUUAACUUAUAAACAGCAGUAUUUUGCUUUUUACUUUAAUUAAUGAUGUAAGAAUGGAAGUUUAUGAAAACAGAAAUUAAAACAUGUAAUUAUACAAAUUUAGCGAAUAGAUGGCAUUUCAAUACAAGUCUUCAUGAGUAAAUUCAAAAAGUUGUGCCACUCAGAGGAUUAAAUUUACUUACCACAUUGAUUAUUUAUUAACAUAAAGGUGCUGAGUAUUUUAUGUCUACAUUAUGAUUGCAGGUAUACCUCAAUAAGAUGCGAGUUUUGUCUAUUCAGCAUAAAGAUUGCUUCAGCUAUUCAUUAUGUUUUUUAGUUAUUUAAAAAAAUAAAUACAUGUUUUACUUCCUUUUUUUUAUUUAUAAUUUAAAGGUUUACUUUGUUUUAGCUGUAACUGAAAUAAAAGCUGAUUGCACAUGUCUACAAUAGUUUACUAAUGGAAACUAAUGUUUUAAUGACAGAUGAUAUUCAUGGAUGAAUUUUAGCUUAAAACAGUUGCAUUUUAUUUUUUUUCCCAUUUAUUUGUAAUUAUUACUUAACCAGAAGAUUAAAUUUUAUGUAAUGUUCUAAAUGUAAUUAUUGAAAUUAUUUUAAUAACUGAUCAAAUUUGCUAUUAAACUAUUAAAAUAGUAAAUGCAAUGACAAUGUAUAAAAAAUUAAAUGAGCGAUAUGUAUAAUAUGAGUAUUCUAUGCAAAAAUGACAUAAUUUAUAUAUAUUUAUAAUAUCCUGCUCAUUGUUGUGCAUAGCUUCUUUUUUAUUCAUCCACAAAUUUGUAUAUUUUUAGAAAUAAAGAAUAUCUCUUGUUAAAAAGUAAAAUUUAUGGAUGUUGCUUCACCUCAUCUAUAAAAAUGUUUGCAAAUUUUUGAAUCUGGAAUCUUGUUUGGGUAUUCUUCUGUUAUUGGAACCAGAUUCAGAAAUGCAUGUAUGUAUGCAUGGAUUUAUGUAUUCAUGUACAUGCAUAUAUGCACAUACAUACAUUUCUGAAUCUGGUCCCAGUACCCUUGUUUGCAUGGUAGUUUGAUUUAAUGAUAAUGUGGUUUAUUACAUGAGAAAUCCAUCAUAUAUUAUAAAUACAAGUAAGUUUUUUCAGCAAGUUUUAUACGAAAGUACUCGUGUGUAUUGGUUUAACAAAUUGGCGCAUAAAGCCACAACUGUUAUGUCGCGAAUUUUAAUUAUGUUAAUAUGUGUUUUAAGUUAUCAUUGUAACAAAGACAGGAAAUGGUUGCAAGAGCCGCCUGGUUUAUUGGUUUAUGGCCUUUUUUACUAUCAGUGAGAGCAGUUUUUUGUCAUUUGCUUUGCUGGUGGCCAUUUUACUAAUGGCGUCAUAACGAAAAUCAUCUUCCUUUCGCUUUGUUGUAUUUGCAAUGUUUCUUUCAGUGAGCUUAGGUAAUUAGACUUUCUUAUCGCUAGUUUACGCUUGCUAGUUGGGGGUUUAGUACCCACAUUUUUUCCAAGUACAGUUGUUAGCUUCAUUGUCAGAUUUUCUUGUUUUUGAUUCGUCGUGGGGGUGGAAUUCCUCAGUUAAAGAUAAACUAAAAUUCUGGGAUUGGUAAUAUUUAAUUUUAUGAUUUUUUGUAGGCCUAUGAACUUACAGAGGCAGAGAAACCGAGAUUUCUUGGGAGGCUUGCACCUGGUUAGAUUCUUUCGGACUCUGAUUUUUUGAGCUAAAAGGAGAAAAAGAGUGUGGGGGCUUGACCCCUUGCUCUCGCAAGCUCUGACUGUUAAUUCAGAUUUCGGAGCGGAGUCCCAUAUGGAAUGAUCUGAGUUGUAACAUUUUUAAGUCUCGUAAGAGUGCACGAGGACUUUUCGCCCUGCGGCUGUCUUCAGCCCAAAAUGUGUCGGGAUUGUAUUAACUAAGCUACUAUAAGAGCAUUUUCUUCUAGAAAGAUUUAAAAUAACAUGCUGAUUUCCAAGAGUACUUUACCAACAACUUUUAGCACUGGAUACUUCUGGCAUCUUCUUCUUUAUUCUUUGAGAACUCUCUGCUGUUAUGAAUGCAACGUUGGAGGCGAAUUAUAAAAUCUGUGAGGAGUAUCCGGCGUGGUGCGGGUUUCAACAACGGUUCUUCGGAGGUCAUUGACUACCUUCCGCAAAGAGAUGAAUCCAUGAAAAAGGAAAGAGACUUUUGUCUGUGAGUAGGAGGAUUGUAAUGUUCUUAACAAUCAAAGAGAUGAAUUCGCAAAAAGGAAAGAGACUUUUUUCUGUGAAUAGAAGGAUUGAAAUGUUUCUAAGAAAUCUUAAGAGAUGAAUCCAUGAAAAGAAAAGAGACUUUUACCUGUGAGUAGAAGGAUUGUAUGGUGCGAAAGAAUCAGUGAGUGAUGAUUUUGUAUUUUUUUUUAUUUUGAAUUACCUUAAUGAUUAUUCUCAACAGGCUGGAGUUGUCAGUUUAAUGUUUGCUGAAAUUAGAAUAUGAUAUGGUAGGGUUAAAUUUGCUUAAAAAAUUAAUUAAUCGUUACACUGCAAAUUUCUUUAUUCUUAUAGGAAAUUACCAUGGUUAAGACUAUGUUAAAAAUGAAAUGAGUAAAAUAUUAGUGUUACAAUUGUGAUACUGUAGAAUUUGAGAAUGUUAACUUAAGUAAUGUGUAAGCUGUAUUUGGGUCUGAUAUUCAGUGUUAUUUUGCAUAAUAUUAUUAUGGUAGGGAACUGAUCAGUUUACCUAGUUAUCUUAUGUUUGAAUAUUUUAGAAGUUAAUAAAAGAGUUUAAUAUAUA